AUGUCGGAUGAGAUUAAUAUUGUGUUCCAAACAUACUUAAUUGCAGCAGGUGCACAAGUGUUUUGGAGAGAUCCAGAAUAUGCAACUGAUGCAUCUACUUCUAUAUCUGCAAUACAAGAAUUUAUAAAGCAUCAUUUAAAUGUAGAUUAUUUAAUGUCUUUUAAAUUGCGAUGGAAGGAGGAAGGUAAUAAAAUAACUUCAGAAAAUUUUAAUCCAGAGAGUAGACCUAGACGUCAAAAUUGGAAUGGAGAAUUAAUAGAGAACGGAAUGUUUUAUUUAGCCUCACGCAAAUUGAUUGAAAAGAACCUUCUACAAGAUGAUAGUUGCUCUGUGGUAGAAAUUCCAGCAAAAUAUAGUUUAGAAAUUGAUACACCUUGGGAUUUAGAACUAGCACAGAAUAUAGCAAAAUAUUUUGAUGAAGAAUAA
Molecule: messenger RNA, 426 nt
Organism: Ctenocephalides felis (cat flea)
Lineage: Eukaryota; Metazoa; Arthropoda; Insecta; Siphonaptera; Pulicidae
Product: N-acylneuraminate cytidylyltransferase A-like
Exons: 4
Coding region: 1-426 (141 amino acids)
Molecular function (GO): N-acylneuraminate cytidylyltransferase activity
Source: RefSeq, a predicted model, not a curated record